AUGGACGGCAACGAGACUCACGCGGCAGAUGGUGAGAAUGGAGAUGUUGAAGUAUCAGACGAGGAGGAGGACGGCAGUUCAGAGUCGGAGGGGGAGAGAGAAGAGCAGCCAAUGGAUGCGGGUGCUGGUGUCCAACAGGCUGUCCCAUCAGUACUCCGUGAAAUAUUUGGGGAGGCAUUUAACGGACUUAAUCAAUCAGGAAACAACGGAAACAUGCGCUCGGGGGGUGUGGGAUUAUCAAUUCCAACAGCAGCAGAGAUUGGAGGAUUGGGGGAGAUGGGAGGAGCAUCCGAGAGUGGAGGAUUGGACGAGCGGGGAGGAGCAGGCGACAGCGGGGCGGGGAGGGGAGGAGAAGAGAGCGGGGCAGGGAGGGGAGGAGCAGCCGAGAACGCGGCGGGUAGGGGAGGAGCAGCAGGGAGCGAGGCGGGGAGGGGAGGAGCAAUCGAGAGUGGGGUAGAGAGGGGAGGAGAAGAGAGCGGGGCAGGGAGGGGAGGAGCAGCCGAGAACGCGGCGGGUAGGGGAGGAGCAGCAGGGAGCGAGGCGGGGAAGGGAGGAGCAGUCGAGAGUGGGGUAGAGAGGGGAGGAGAAGAGAGCGGGGCAGGGAGGGGAGGAGCAGCCGAGAACGCGGCGGGUAGGGGAGGAGCAGCAGGGAGCGAGGCGGGGAGGGGAGGAGCAGUCGAGAGUGGGGUAGAGAGGGGAGGAGCAGCAGGGAGUGGGGCGGGUAGGAGAGGAGCAGCAGGGAUCGGGGCAGGGUUGGGAGGAGCAUCAGCAGGGACAGGGAGGGAAGGAGCAGCAGGGAGCGAGGCAGAGAGGGGAGGAGCAGUCGAGAAUGGGGUAGGGAGGGGAGGAGCAGCAGGGAGCGAGGCGGGGAGGGGAGGAGCAGUCGAGAGUGGGGUAGAGAGGGGAGGAGCAGCAGGGAGUGGGGCGGGUAGGAGAGGAGCAGCAGGGAUCAGGGCAGGGUUGGGAGGAGCAUCAGCAGGGACAGGGAGGGAAGGAGCAGCAGGGAGCGAGGCAGAGAGGGGAGGAGCAGUCGAGAAUGGGGUAGGGAGGGGAGGAGCAGCAGGGAGCGAGGCGGGGAGGGGAGGAGCAAUCGAGAGUGGGGUAGCGAGGGGAGGAGCAGCAGGGAGUAGGGCAGGUAGGAGAGGAGCAGCAGGGAUCGGGGCAGGGUGGGGAGGAGCAUCAGCAGGGACAGGGAGGGAAGGAGCAGCAGGGAGCGAGGCAGAGAGGGGAGGAGCAGUCGAGAAUGGGGUAGGGAGGGGAGGAGCAGCAGGGAGCGGGGCGCGGAGGGGAGGAGCAGUCGAGAGUGGGGUAGCGAGGGGAGGAGCAGCAGGGAGCGGGGCGGGUAGGAGAGGAGCAGCCACAAGUGGGGUAGGGAGGGGAGGAGCAGCAGGGAGCGGGGUGGGUAGGAGAGGAGCAGCCACAAGUGGGGUAGGGAGGGGAGGAGCAGCAGGGAGCGGGGCGGGUAGGAGAGGAGCAGCCACAAGUGGGGUAGGGAGGGGAGGAGCAGUAGGGAGCGGGGUGGGUAGGAGAGGAUCAGCAGGGAUCGGGGCAGGGAGGGGAGGAGCAGAGAGCGGGGCGGGGAGGGGAGGAGCAGAGAGCGGGGCCGGAAGGGGAGGAGCAGCAGCAAGUGGGGCGGGGAGGGGAGGAGCAGAAAGCGGGGAUGGGAGGGUAGGAGCAGCAGUGAGUGGGGCGGGGAAGGGAGGUGCAGGAUGGAGUGGUGGAGUGGCGGGUGAGAUGGGAAUUGACCACAACAACCCCACACCUGGUGACGCCUCGCAAAACAAUGGUGACAACGUGAGGGAUCACACCUUCGAAAUUUCUGUAGUCUCUUAUGGGGAGGAUAAGAAGAAGGAGAAGGGGAAGGAGAAGGGGAAGGAGAAGGGGAUGGAGAAAGGGAAGGGGAAGGGGAAGGGGAAGGAGAAAAUAGGAGUAGAAGGGGAAGGAGAUGGCGAAGGAGAAGGGGAAGGAUAUUGGGAAGGAGAAGGCAAAGGAGAAGGGGAAGGGGAAGGGGAAGGGGAAGGCAAAGGAGAAGGGGAAGGGGAAGGCAAAGGAGAAGGGAAAGGGGAAGACGAUGGAAAAGGCGAAGGAGAAAGAGAAGGGGAAGGAGAAAGGGAAAGGGAUGGGGAAGGGGAACGGGAAGGAGAAUGGGAAGGGAAGGAGAAGGCAAAGGAUAAGGGGAAGGAGAAUGGGAAGGAGAAGGGGAAUGAGAAGGCGAAAGCUAAGGGGAAGGAGAAGAAGAAUGAGAAGGGGAAGGAGAAAGGGAAAGGGAAGGGGAAGCAGAAGAGCCUGGCGAAGGACAAUGCGAAGGAGAAGGCAAAGGAGAAGGGGAAGGGGAAGGCAAAGGAGAAGGGGAAGGGGAAGGCAAAGGAGAAAGGGAAAGGGGAAGGCGAUGGACAAGGCGAAGGAGAAAGAGAAGGGGAAGGAGAAAGGGAAAGGGAAGGGGAAGGGGAACGGGAAGGAGAAUGGGAAGUAGAAAGGGAAGGAGAAGGCGAAGGAUAA
Messenger RNA from Closterium sp. NIES-65, 2499 nucleotides. Lineage: Eukaryota; Viridiplantae; Streptophyta; Zygnematophyceae; Desmidiales; Closteriaceae. The record is from the annotation of a GenBank genome assembly.